GUGGUGGUGGCUGUAUUGAUUUUGAACUGCUCCCAAAGUUUCCAACGGCCAACUUUUAACGGCCGUCUGAAAUCGAGAACAUUGUGUGUGUGUGUGUGUGUGUGUGUGUGUGUGUGUGUGUGUGUGUGGGAUAACGUGGGAGUGUGUUUUGAACGCCAUCGUUUCCUGCUUGACCCUGUUCUGUGCACAACCACUGUUAUCAACAGGAUUAGUCACAAAUCCAAGAUUAUGCUGUUAUUAUGUCGUAUGCUUUUUUUUUCUGGGAGUUGGACAGCCAGGUCAACCAGAAGGUUCGGUGACUUCACUUCUUCCUUUUCAACACCAGAUUCGGGCCCUUUCAGUCUUCCCACCUCUGGCCCUGCACUCCCAAAACCAGAAUAUGGCGGCGGCUGCAGCUCCUCUCCGUCCCUAGCAGGAGGGCUACAGGAGCAGUCUGAUUCCCUCCUCGCUUCCCUCCCCAAGCCCACAUGGCCCGCAGGAGUCCCCCCGCCCUGAGCCGGGAAGACAGGGAUUCAGCACCGGGGAGCCCCGGGGCCGGCGCCGACCCCGACCCCGACCCCCAGCUGGGGCCCGGGGUCUUCUGCAAGCUGUGCCUCGGCGAGCAGCCCUCGGCGGCCACCAGCGACCUGCGGGGCUGCGACUGCAGCUUCUGCACAGACUGUUUGCAGCAGUAUGUUCAGCUGGCCGUCAUGGAGGGUGGGGGGGCGCCCAUCACCUGCCCAGAUAUGGCCUGCCAGAAGGCCGGCGUGCUAUUGGACUCUGAGAUCGCCAGCCUGGCUGCAGCGGAUCAGGUGGAGCUGUAUCGACGGCUGAAGUUUGAGAGAGGAGUGAAGCUGGACCCCAGUAAGGCCUGGUGCCCGGCGCUCGACUGCCAGGCGGUGUGCAGCGUGCAGCCGGGCACCGAGGGCCGGCCCCGCGACGUGCCCUGCCCCGCCUGUCGCACCGUCUUCUGCUCCGGGUGCAGGGGCCCCUGGCAGGACGGACACACCUGCCCCGAGCGCCAGCCCAUGAUGUCGCCCUCGCCCUCCCACGGGAGCAGGGCGCGCUCCGACAGCCUCUCUGAAACGCCCAUCAAGCAGUGUCCUAUGUGCGGCAUAUACAUCGAGAGGAACCAGGGCUGCGCGCAGAUGCUGUGUAAGAGCUGCAAACACACCUUCUGCUGGUACUGCCUGCAGAAUCUGGAUGGCGACAUCUUCCUGAGGCACUAUGACAAGGGGCCGUGCAGAAACAAGCUGGGACACUCCAGGGCCUCGGUGAUGUGGAACAGGACGCAGGUGGUGGGUAUCCUGGUGGGGGUCAGCAUCAUCAUGCUGGUGACGUCUCCACUCAUCCUUCUGGCCUCACCCUGCAUCCUGUGCUGCAUCUGCAAGCCCUGCAGAGGGAAGAAGAAGAAGAAGAAGAAGAGGAGGAAGAAGGACCUCGGCCAGCCAGACUCUUCCUCCACGUCAUAGCAGCCGACCCGACCCGGGAUCACUCCCGAAGAAAGGUGCAAGUGAUGGAAAUGAAUGAACUUAUGGAACAAUGGAGCACUUUUUCCAUUUCCAAUUGAAUGUAAUAUAUUCACCGACGUUGCUUUCAGAUGCCCAACUGGUGGCAAGGAAGAGGCGGUGGCGGCUGUGAGAGUUUACCUGGAAUGGGCUGUCUCUUUGUCUCUCACACACACACACACACACACACACACACACACGCAGUCAACGCCACCCUCAUGUGCCAAAUGUCAUGAUGCCAAACCAGAGGUGUUAGGUGCUCAAGUGCCUCACUCUACAGUGCCUGGUGCUUGGUUGUAUUUGCUUUGCCUUCCAUUCUAUCUUUAUCUUAUGCAAAAAGAAAAAGGAAAAUGUUUGCAUUAUGAAAAGUUACAACCGUCAGGGUUGUUAAUCCCGAGUUAAAGAAGAUGCAAAACAUUCUGUCAUAAUGCGAGAGGGGCGAAUGGCAUCAUGUGUGCACUGUAUAUAUUGAUAUGAUAAUAUGAUAUGAUGAUAUGAUAGGGCUUCAGCGGUGCACAGAGGACUUUUGUUUGUUGUUUCCACCUGGUGUGUGUUCCAGACCAAAGGCUCUAAAGGAUGAUGUGUGGACUUUUUUCUAAAAGUGUGUUAAUAUGUAUUUAUGGGUUUCUCUGUAUGUAUGUAUGUAUGGUCUCCUGUUUAUUGUUUCUACGUUUCUGUUGAUGUUUCUGCAUCAGACAUUUUCUAAAAGCGCAACUGUAAUUGAAAUAAACGUGCUGUAUUGUACAUGCAU
Molecule: messenger RNA, 2238 nt
Organism: Scophthalmus maximus (turbot)
Lineage: Eukaryota; Metazoa; Chordata; Actinopteri; Pleuronectiformes; Scophthalmidae
Gene: rnf144b
Product: ring finger protein 144B
Exons: 8
Coding region: 468-1451 (327 amino acids)
Biological process (GO): positive regulation of proteasomal ubiquitin-dependent protein catabolic process; protein polyubiquitination; ubiquitin-dependent protein catabolic process
Cellular component (GO): ubiquitin ligase complex; cytoplasm; mitochondrial membrane
Molecular function (GO): zinc ion binding; ubiquitin protein ligase activity; ubiquitin conjugating enzyme binding
Source: RefSeq, a predicted model, not a curated record